AUGGAUGAGAAUAAUAUAUUGAUUAGAAGAGGAUGUUAUAAACGAUAUUUACAAGAUGACGAUGUACCAGUGCCCGAAUCAACAAUUCGUUCUCGUAGACGACGAGAACAGAUGCCAUUACAACAGGAACAAGAAAUUAAUGUUGAUGAUUCUAUGAUAUCGAGACAACCAUUUGUGAGUUCUAAUGACAACACACAUACCAUUGCUGCUGAAGACAUUUCGGAAGAUAGUGAUUCAAAUAUAAAUGGUCCAAUAUCUGGCAAUCCAGAAAAUAAGAAUGAUACAGUGAGUGUAAUCAUUGAAUCAAAUUUCAAUCUUUCGGAUGAGAUCUCAGCAUGUUCGAGCGAAUCUGAUGUUGUGAUCGCCAAUGAUGACGCAUCGGAUUUGGAAGAAGAUAUAGUUCAAGACUAUGAUGAAUUCUUAGAUGAGUCUGCAGAGAAUGUAGCAUUUGUGCCACCAGAGAACAAUGAUCAGGAACGAGUCCCAUUAUAUGAACAAUCGAAUAUAUCCAAGAUAGAAAGUGAACUCCUCAUAUUAAACUUUGCGAUACGACACAAUCUAACUGAUGUUGCUCUUGAGGACCUCAUCACUUUGAUAAACUGUCACCUACCAUACUCAGUAUACCACACGAAGUAUAUAUUUAUGAAGAAAUAUGAUAUUCCAGCAUCAAUUCGUAAAUGCUAUUAUUGUCCAGAGUGUUAUGUAAGAUUGAAAACUAGUGCAGAUGAUAGAGCAAAAGAAAACCUUGUUUGCCAAGAGUGCCAAUGUAGAUAUGAUAAACAUACGUUGAGAAAAAGUGGUAACUAUUUCCUAUAUUUACCUUUAAAACAGCAGUUGCGCGACUUUGUAAACAGCGACAAAUAUGCUUUGCUUCAAAAAGGAAACGAUAAUUAUUCUGAUAUAACUUCUGGACAAGUGUAUACAUCUUUAAAAGAUUCUGGGAUAAUUCAAUUACAUGAUAUCACGCUGCAGAUCAGUUCUGACGGAGUUCAAGUGUUUCAUUCAUCGUCUGUAUCUAUGUGGCCUAUACAGGUGAUGAUAAAUGAAUUGCCGUAUAGAGAAAGGAGAAAAAAUAUGAUGUUGUGUGGUUUGUGGUAUGGUAAAGAAAAACCUGAUAUGAAUUUGUUUUUAUCUUUACUCGUCGAGGAAUUGAUCUCAUUGCAUGAAGUAGGCAUUACACGUAACGUGCCAGGCGAAGAAGAAAUUCAUAUUAGAGUACACACAAUCGCGUCUCCUGUAGAUUCUGUCGCGCGACCUUUAUUACAAAAUAUAAAACAAUAUAAUGGAAGUUUUGGUUGCAGCUUUUGCCUGCAUGAAGGUAUUCACAUUGAAGUCGGUAAAGGAAUGACAAGAGUAUAUCCUGGUUACGUAAAGGAACCGCGCACAUUGCAUCAACAUGAAGUAGAUUGUGAAAUUGCUGUGCAAACUGGAACUACACCUCACGGUGUGAAAGGACCAACAGUUUUAAUGCUACUACCGGUCUUUGAUAUUACAUCUUCGUUUACACCUGAUUAUAUGCAUUCUGUUUUAUUGGAAGUUACAAAAACUUUUACGGAUGCUUGGUUUAACUCGUCAAAUCACGAAAAAAACUGGUAUAUAGGAAACAAAGUAGAUCUUAUUGACGAGAAGCUGUUGCAAAUAAAACCACCGUGUGAAAUUACUCGUACGCCCAGAUCUAUUAAUGAAAGAAAUUUAUGGAAGGCAUCAGAAUGGAAGAACUUCUUGCUCUAUUACUCUCUUAUUUGUCUACAAAACGUAAUGCCUUUACAAUAUGUAAGACACUGGUUUCUUUUUAUCUGUAGCAUGCACAUAUUUCUACAAGAAAAAAUCAAUGGCGUAGAUUUUUCGACGGCUAAAAAUGCAUUGAAAAUCGUGCCAGAGAGUCAGCCAACGGCAUUAGCACAAUUCAACGUAACAAACUCGACCAAGCAAAUACACAUAGAGUCUCCCCCUAAAGAUCUCGAUACUAGGAGAGUCCCGUAUACUGACAGGAAAGCUAGUUCACAGUUUGGCAGACACAAAGCCAAACGAUCUCCUAUAGAGUUCUGUACGACAACGAGGCAGCAAGAGUGCACUGUCAGUGGUCCUAGUAACACGAGAAGUUAUUUGCGAUCUGAAGGCAAACCUCUCGCAGAGUCGACCUGGCGUCUGGGUCCGUAA
Nylanderia fulva is the source of this 2160-nucleotide messenger RNA. The record is from RefSeq and is a predicted model, not a curated record. NCBI's taxonomy places the organism in Eukaryota, Metazoa, Arthropoda, Insecta, Hymenoptera, Formicidae.